Molecule: messenger RNA, 4217 nt
Organism: Didymella exigua CBS 183.55
Lineage: Eukaryota; Fungi; Ascomycota; Dothideomycetes; Pleosporales; Didymellaceae
Exons: 1
Coding region: 244-3966 (1240 amino acids)
Source: RefSeq, a predicted model, not a curated record
CGAACAGGCUUCACAGCGGACGCCUUCCCAGAGCAUUGGGGCCGUGCUGAUAAGAGCUGGCGACUGUGGAGAAGUGGAGCGCUCUUUCCUGCGGACACAUGCAGUGACGUGUGAGGGCAGCGGUCCGGACUCCGGGGUGCAGCCGGGGCAUCUGCACGUCCUUGCGUGCACGCCGAACGGGUUGAUCUGAGCACUGCACCGCCUGCACCGCCUGCAUCGCCUACACCGCCUGCACCGCGCACCAUGGCGGCCCCCUCGAGCGACGGCGGCCCCGCGUUCUCGCUGGAGCCGUCGGUCACGUCGUCGCACUCACUCGACUCGCAGACACGGCGCGCCGACGCGGACAACGGGGAAGGCGGCUCGGCACCUGCGCGGUUCAGGGGAGGAGGGACGGCCACGGGCGACGGCAGGGCGGCGUCGCAGGGCUCGGGGAGCAGUCGCCUGGCGCCAGAGGCCAUUGACGAGCGCGACUUUGCCCACCGCCGACACCGCGCGGACAGGGCGGCGGGGCGGUCUGGCGGCGGGUUCCUGCUGGCCCCGACGUUGCCCAGCGGGCCGCGCGACGGCAGCCGAGGGAAGAGCAGACACAGGCCGGACAGCAGACACAGUUCGGACAGCAGAGGGAAGAGAAGCACGCUCGACGUCCCGCCCGCCAACGUCUCGCCCGCCAACGUCUCGCCCGCCAACGUCUCGCCCGCCAACGUCCCGCCCAACGGCGCACCCCCCGUUGCGCCCCCCUCCAGGCGCCCCGUCGCGCCCCCCGUGGACCCGAACCAGCUGGUGCACAUGGCCCUGAACCUCAGCGAGAGCCGCCGGCGGAACAUCAGCGCCUCGCAGCUGCUGGGCGCGCAGUCGCGGGCGCCCUCUAGCGCGCACAGGGAGGGCAGCUUCUCGCACGCCGGCGGGAGCAGCAGCCUACGGCAGUACCUGAAUGAGCAGCGCAGAGUGUCGCGCAACUUGUCGCCCAUGGGCAAAGCCUCGCCCGCUCGCCACAUGUCCGCCAGCAUGCAGUCCAGCGGGACCGCAGCCUUCCCAGCACGCCAGACGAGCAAUCCCUCGCCGGCCACCCUCCUGCGCCGGGACAGGGCACGUGCCUACAUUGAGCUGCGGGCCGAGUACAUGCGUCUGCUGGCAUUCCUGCCACCGCUCAAGGAUGACGCCAACGCCCCGGGCAACUUCACCUACACCACAAAUGCCGUCCCGGGCAGCCCGCACGCCUACCUCACACGCACCCCGUCGUAUGCGAACAAGAAGCACGACCUCGGCCGCCCCUACAAUCCCAUACAAGCCCUGCGCAACCGGAGGAGCAGAGCCCGCGAACGCCUCGCGCUGCCCCACGAACCCGCCGCCUUCUCAGACAUUGAGCAGGUCCACGAGUGGAUCGACGACAUCGAGGAGCACUCAAAGACGCCUGGGUUCCGUCUGGAGGGCCGUGUCGCACUGCCACAGUUGCACCACGACCACGAGCUGCAGGCCGGCACACAGGCAAAGUCUUCCAAAUCGCAACAAGGCUGGAGCUUCACACCCGAAGAGCUGCUUGCCGAUGCGUACUGGCUCGAGCACGGGAACAACAAAGCUGUCAUCGAAGACCGCCUCGGCCGCAGGAUCUUUCCACCUCGAGAGCCACCCCAGCAGCAGAAGAACGACUUCCUGGCGCCAAGGCCCAGCAAAGAGUCUUCCAGAAGACGAAGCUGGGUGGACGGCGUCUCUGGCACCGAUCCCGGGACCGGUGACGAAAGCGAACAGGGCAGCGAGCGGGGUCGAAAGAGGCGCCUUCUGCCAAAGAUCCGCGCCAACUCGCGACUGCGGACAGGCAGAGGCAGUCCACGAAAGCAUUCCAUCGGCUACAGCGACUCGUCCGACAGCGAUGUGGACGUGCGCAAGGUUCGGAAGUCCUUUGACAUUGAGCACAACACUGGCCCGCUUGCACUGCAGAUCAAGAGACGAUUGGAGCUGCAGACCCAGGGACUGAACAACAACAAGACCCCAGCGGCCGACACACCAGACACACCAGACAAGUGGGGACGAGCACCACCCGAGGUCCCUGAUGGCAAGACUUUGCGCAACUCGUUGGACGUCCCUCGCUUUGCAAACGGCUCUUCAACAAGAAUUGACGACAAGGCUACUCUGAAGAUGCCUCCACGCAACCGCACCAACCCCUUGACCCCCAUCAAGUCGGCCGAACCCCGCUCAUCUUUCGAGGAUGAUAGCACCGCGCCCAGCACGCCGCUGCAUGUUCGACACUUUCCUCACAUUGGGAGUGACUUGUCUCCGCCGCAUAGCACGGAUGACUCUGACCGCACCAGGUCCAAACGUAGCAAGUUCAAUCCCUUUCACUUUACGCACGAUCACGACAAGCACGAACACAAGCACGAUCACGACAAGCAUGGACACAAGCACGAGCACGACAAGCAUGGACACAAGCACGAGCACGACAAGCAUGGACACAAGCACGAUCACGACAAGCAUGGACACAAGCACGAGCACGACAAGCGUGGACAUAAGCACGAUCACGACAAGCAUGGACACAAGCACGAGCAGGAUACGACAGCCUUGGACAAGAAGCAGGCCUCUCGACAGACAAGCGAGGAGGCCCACGAGCCCAGCGGACUCGGAACCGCCAUCUUUGCUGCACCUGGUGCGGUAAAGAACCUCCUGAGUCACCGUAAGAACGACAGCGUCAGUAGUCUCGACAGUCCGGACAAGCUGCGUCGCAAAGGGGCACAAGACCUCAACAACCACUCUGCUGUCACGAGAUUCUUCAAGGGCGUCAAACAUGAGGGAACAAAGGUUGGCGAUAUCAUCUUUAGGCGUGAUCGCGCAGACGACACGGAUGCGAGCACCGUUUCCGAUCGCAAUUCUAUCGACUUUGACGACAAUGAGCGACGCCGACCAGGGCUAUCACGAACGGUCACAUCAACCACCGCCGGCAGUGCGUCAGAGAAGGAAGGCCGGUCUCACCUCAAGCUCCCGUCUUUCCGUCCUGUUCACAAAGCCUUGAGCGACAGCGACGAUGCAUCGGACCUCGAGCACCACAUCUCACGCCAGUCCCGCGAGCGCCGCAAUGACCGAUCCUCUCGCAUCGACCGCCUUUUGCCGCCGCGUAUGGAUUUGGAGCGCGUCUCGACAGCUUCGUCGACAGCUACCCUCGGUCCUACCCGCAGCCACGAUCAGGACUACAUGAAGACACAGCUCGCCCGGCCCGGCGGCGUGCUCGCGUUCACCAGCAACCUCCCGCCAACCGCUCUCAAAGCCGCCCAGAACCGGCACCGCAGCGGCUCCCGCCCCACGCUCCAAGGCAAGCGGCACUGGAGCAUCACCGACGACGACGACGAGCACCACCUCCACCGCCGAAAGCGCAACGCCGUCUCCCAGGCAGACAUCGCCCGCGUCCGCGCACUCUUCCUGUGCUCGGGCGUCAAAGCAAAGGAAAUCUCGCGCCGCGCACACUCGCGUCGCGACCCCGCACCCGGCUUCCUCCUCCUUGCCGCGCAAACCGCAGCACGAGAUAUCUUCCCCAUUCCGCGCAAGGAAGAACACGUCCUCGCCGCCCGCAUCCUGGUCACCGACCUGGAGCGCGGCACGUCGGCACUGCACCGCGCGUGCGACGCCUUCCGCGCCGGCACCAUCAAGGACCUCAACGCCCGCAUCGUCGCGCUGAGAGAAAGCAUCGAGGCCGAUCUCAUGCCCCGCGUCUUCGAGGCCGGCGACGCUGCGGUGCAGAUCACGAGCGAAGUGAGCGGGCAGGGGCCGCUGCACGUCAAGCAGAUUUCCGACGAGAUUGAGCGCAUGCUGAGGCAGCGACGCAGGCAUUCGCGCUGGGUCAUGAGCUGGGGGUGGAGCGUGGUCGAGUGGGGGAUUGUGGUUGCGCUGCGCUUGGCGUCGGUUGUGUUUGCGGGCUAUGGGCUGCUGAAGAGUCUUGUCGUCGUGGUUUGGGGGGUGCUGAGGUGGUUGCUUUGGCUGUAGGAUGGCUUGGUCUUGGGCGGCGGUGCGGGUCGACUCUCGAGUCGGCGCAUGCCUCUGAGGCUUGCAUAGCAUUGGCGUUUUGACAUGGCAUUGGCAUUGGUAUCGGCAUUGGCAUUGGCGUUGGCGUUGGCAUUGGUUUGCUGGGAUUGCACUGGAUUGCUGGGAUUGCACUGGAUACCCCGAGCCUGGGCUUGUUCGCAUAAAUAGAGUACAUGGUAAUUAAUACACAAUCAACUAAUUCAACUCCCCGC